AUGUCAGAGUUUCUACAUUCAGAAGCUUAUGGUAAGAUUCGGUCUGGAAAACGCAAAGCCCACCGCAAAACCAUUGGACCCGGCCACCUACAUCCAUCGGAGAAAAUCUGGCUGCCGAAUUACCAACAGUAUUCGAGCUUCAUUAGUGGGUUGUUGUUCGUGGCCAUGUGUACCCGACCUGAUAUUGCAGUAGCAGUUUCAAGCCUGGGUAGAAUAACUAGUUGCCCAUCACAGGCUGAUUGGAUAGAGGCGAAGCGAAUCCUAGGAGCAGAUUUCAUGCAAUUGGAGGUGUUCGUAGAUGCUGACUGGGCCGGCGACACCAGGGACCGCAAGUCAACUACAGGCUACUUGAUCCGCUGGAAGGAACCAGAGUUUUCCUAUGAUGAUUCGCUGCAGGUGGAUUGCAUUCUCACGGCGGUCGGCGUAGACGAGGAAACCAUCUACAGCAAAACAACCUCGCUGAAGACCUGGCUGCUAGUAUAG
Molecule: messenger RNA, 483 nt
Organism: Ochlerotatus camptorhynchus
Lineage: Eukaryota; Metazoa; Arthropoda; Insecta; Diptera; Culicidae
Exons: 2
Coding region: 1-483 (160 amino acids)
Source: RefSeq, a predicted model, not a curated record